AUGGCUGUACAAGGAGGAAGUGCUGUCGAUGCGGCGAUAGGGGCCAUCCUGUGCGUUGGGGUUCACAACAUGAUGAGUUGCGGGAUUGGAGGCGGCCAUUUUCUCACCUUCUAUAAUAGAACCUCUGGCAAGACGUACGCGGUGGUAUCUCGGGAGCAGGCACCUUCCAUGGCAACAGAGGACAUGUUCACUUCCGGGAAGAACGCCUCCUCCACUGCAGGUGGGAAAGCUAUCGCCAUACCCGGUGAAGUUCGCGGUCUAUAUGAGGCAUGGAAACUUGGUGGUCGGUUACCAUGGAAACAAUUAUUUCAACCAGCAAUAAAGCUUUGCAUGCACGGAUUCAAUCUGAUAACAAACAACCAAACUGGUAAAACGUACAAAGAAGGCGAAACGAUGAAGCUUCCAAAAUUAGCGCAAACAUUACAGGUAAUCGCAGACGAAGGUCCGGAAGCAUUUUAUAACGGCAGUUUAGCAGACGACAUUGUUGCAGACAUUCAGGAAGCGGGUGGUAUAAUCACAAAACAGGACUUGGCCAAUUACACGUCAUUGGUUGGGGAUGCGCUAAACUUCACUCUUCAUGGAAACUACACAGCGUAUUCUCCGCCUUUGCCUUCCAGUGGAGCCGUCUAUCUUUUUAUAUUGAACAUUCUGAAUGAUUUCAAGUUUAAUCCUGACACCGUAUCCAAUGUUGUCAGCGCAACCACCACUUGGCAUCGAGUAACUGAGGCAUUUAAGCAUGCAUAUUCUCUGCGCACACAGCUUGGUGAUAACAACGUUGGCUCGGAGGCAUUUAGGACGUAUGUUGCAAAACUAGUAAAAAACAUGACUGACCCUUCAUUCGGUUACGCCCGAAGAAAGCAGAUCGAUGAUUCGAGAACGUUCGGCUCGGACUACUACCAUCCGAUAUUUGAUAGCCCCUGGAAUGAUCACGGCACCGCCCAUCUAUCCGUUCUUGGACCGGACGGAGACGCCGUGUCCAUUACCAGCACUGUAAACCUGUUCUUUGGUUCCAAAGUGAUUGGCAGUCGUACGGGAAUCAUAUUCAACAACGAAAUGGACGAUUUCUCAACGCCAGGGACUGUGAACUAUUUUGGAGUGCCGGCGUCUAAGGCAAAUUUCAUCGCUCCUUGGAAGCGUCCAUUGUCCUCCAUGUGUCCAAGCAUUGUCGUUGACGGCGAAGGUAAUGCUCGGCUGGUAAUCGGCGCUUCCGGUGGUACCCGAAUUACAACUACAACGGCAUUGGCGACCAUAGAGGCAUUACAGUGGAACUGGGGAAUAAAACAGGCUAUAGACUACCCGCGUAUUCAUCAUCAACUGUUUCCACAAGAACUGUCAGUACAGAGAGGUUUUCCACAGGUGGUAAUAGACGGUCUGAAAGCACUUGGUCACAAUGUCUCGGUGGUAUCUAGCGCAAGUAGCACGUGCCAAGGUAUCUUACGAAAGGAGAACUUUGUCAUGGCUAAUUCCGAUUAUAGGAAAUACGGUGAACCCGAUGGAUAUUAA
This is a messenger RNA of Dreissena polymorpha, 1503 nucleotides long. Its product is annotated as glutathione hydrolase 1 proenzyme-like. The transcript is spliced from 10 exons. Gene Ontology annotation, cellular component: plasma membrane. Gene Ontology annotation, molecular function: glutathione gamma-glutamate hydrolase. Gene Ontology annotation, biological process: glutathione catabolic process. The record is from RefSeq and is a predicted model, not a curated record. Bases 1 to 1503 code for a protein of 500 amino acids. Lineage: Eukaryota; Metazoa; Mollusca; Bivalvia; Myida; Dreissenidae.